UGUGUUGAAUUUCUUGACGUCAAAGGCAAAAAUGGCGUUGAUGGGUGCGCACGGUUGUUAAUUCUUGUCGGGUAUUACUUUUUAAUAAAUCUGGGCUAAUAAUUAAAUAUUGAUAAUAAAAUAGUGAAUACAAAACAUUUUGCCCAUAGCCGCGUCAAGAAAUAAGAGUUUAAUUAAAGUUAUAAUUCGUGUUUUUAAAUUAUAAUACAAGUUACAUCAAAACUCUAACCGAGGCGUAGUGGGAGAAAAUUCCGAUUCAGUUUUUCUGUGUAUACGUGAAUGGGGAAAAAAUUUGCAACACCCUGAGAAGAUUCAAUAAUAUAUGAACACAAUAUAUAUGUUAAUUGAGUUCAUUAUUAUCUUAUUAAAAUAUAAGUGCCAAUUGUUUAACCAAUAUCUAUAUAUGUGUUGUGUUUUGAUUUAAAAAUACAUUUACUUCGUGUUUGGUUUUGUUACACCUACAAAUAUUCAUAUUUACUGAAUAAAUACCGAAACUGAGUAACCGAUCCCCAUGCGGAAACACCCUUUACCAACAAUUCGCAAUUGUGUUUUUGUGUGUGUAUUUGCUUUGGACAGGCACAAGGACGAAAGGGAUACAUACCCAUACAAAUAAUAAGCGAUGCCUACAUAAGCACUCCAUUGUUGAUAGAAAACACGAAUUGUAAGUUAAACAUUUGUUCGGAAAAUCACCAUACCCCACUGUCUUCAAGUUUAACCAAUUGGAUGCAGGGGACACAAUAACACAAUCCGUGUUAAACAUACCCAAUUCUUGCAACGAUCAAAUUUAGCUAAAAACCCACAGCAACGUCAAAGAAUACGCGAAUCUAAACUUUGUAAAUAAUAAAUAAUAAUAUUAAUCAUUUUAGGAUAAAGUUACCAGAAAUAAAAGUGGAUCUUCUCUAAAAUAAAAGAUCUAAUUACAACGAAAAAGAAAACACUUAUUUCAAGUACAUCGGUUUUAACUUUGUUCUAAAUAAAUUUUGAACUAAAAUUUACUGCGAAACAAAGUUCAAGCGCUAAACCUCUAAAAUCAACACAAAUGCAGCACAAGCAGAAGUCUUGUCUUAUUAAACAACCCGAAAACCAGCCGCUCGUUAACUCCUAUCGAAUUCGAAAGACGCCCACAUCCAUUCCAAAUUAAAUACAUAUACCCAACAUAGAAAUGUAGAACAAAAGCAAAUCGAGUGAUUUCGACAAUGAAGCAACGCAAAAGUGCAUAUACGAAGAACCUGAUGUGAACAAACGGUGCAAUAUACGUAGGCUAAUGAUUGUAAAUUAACAUUUUAAAUUUAAAUAGUAACAAUAGGAACAACCUUAAAUUUCGGUUUAUCCAUUUGUAAUAGUUGUGUGAGUAAAGUAAGUUUAGGCGCGCAAAUAUAAUAAUCGUAAAUAUAUGUAUGCAUCCCCGCCACUCGAUUAGUUCAAUUCGAAAUCAAGACGUUCAACAUAUGUAAGUCAUAAGCAGCAAAGAAAAUCAAAAGCAAAGUGUGCAAAAAGUAUAAAAAGAUAUCUAAAAGUAUAUAAAAUUGUAUGCAAUACAAUUAAUAAUUGUUGUAAAAAGGUGAUUGAAACGACGAGUAUUGAAAAUUUAUAAAAAUUCUGGUCUAUAAAAUGUCAUUGGCCGAUAUGGGUACAGCGAUUCGAGAUGGCGGCAUGAGCGGUGGCGGUGGUGUAGGUGUUAGCGGUGUGGACGGUAUGGGAGUGCCCGGUGGACGUAUGACUCACUCGCUGAGCACCCCAUCUGGAGUUGAUGGCACACCAUCCACGCCAAGACAUCGCGGUGGCAAGAAGUUAACCGUUCGUAUACAAAUGCUAGAUGAUUCCGUGACCAUGUUCCAAGUACAGGCAAAAGCGCUUGGGCGUGUACUGUUCGACCAGGUGUGUCGUCAAUUAAAUCUUCUUGAAGCCGAUUAUUUUGGUUUGGAAUAUCAGGAGAUAUCUACACACACCAAAUAUUGGCUAGACCUCGAGAAACCCCUAAAUCGUCAAGUUGGUCUGUCGCUUAUCGAUCCAGUGCUUCGUUUCUGCGUUAAAUUCUACACUCCAGAUCCAGCGCAACUGGAAGAAGAAUACACGAGGUACCUCUUUUGUUUGCAAAUUAAACGGGACUUGGCCAACGGUAAUUUGCAAUGCAACGACAAUACCGCUGCGCUAAUGGCCAGUUACAUAGUGCAAGCAUCAUGUGGCGAUUAUGUGCCUGAAGAUUAUCCCGAUCACACCUAUUUGUCAUCAUAUCGUUUCGUACCUCAUCAGGAUGCUACCAUGCAGCGCAAAAUCAUGGAGAACCACAAGAAGCAUGUAGGCCAGUCUCCUGCUGAGGCCGAUUUGAAUCUAUUGGAAACGGCUAGGCGAUGUGAAUUGUAUGGAAUGAAAAUGCAUCCAGCGAAGGAUGUAGAGGGUGUUCCGUUGAAUUUAGCAGUUGCUCACAUGGGUAUUGCCGUCUUCCAAAAUAUCACACGCAUCAAUACCUUCUCCUGGGCUAAAAUACGUAAGAUAUCAUUUAAGCGCAAACGAUUCCUGGUGAAACUUCAUCCUGAGGGAUAUGGUUAUUAUAAAGACACUGUGGAAUUUUUCUUUGAGGGACGUAAUGAGUGUAAAAACUUUUGGAAGAAAUGUGUAGAGAAUCACGGGUUCUUCCGUUGUGCCGCAGUACAGAAUCAGCCUAGACGAAAAGCUCGGGUGUUAUCGCGUGGCAGCUCUUUCCGCUAUAGCGGCAAAACACAGAAACAGAUCAUAGAAUUUGUUCGUGAAAAUUAUGUAAAACGACAAAACUUCCAAAGGUCACAGUCAUUCCGGCAAGGGCCUUUGAAUGCUAGUAGCCGAAGUCAGUCGCAUACGUAUGUGAACUCCAGCAUUUCAGCCAAUCCCCUUCUCCCAAUUGACACUGCGGAUUGGGAUUAUCGCAAUCAAUGCACCGCCUCGACGACGCUUUCUCUGACGAAGAAGGCAGCGGAUACCUUGGAUCGCCGACAAGACAAUCCUACAGACCACACGCGUUCUCAAGUCACAGCAGCCCAGGUGGAGAUCUAUCAGACGAAGAAUUAUGCUCCGGAAUCGCCAACAUUGGCGGAGGAACAGCAACACCACUCGGCAGCGGCUAUGGACCAAAUGAAUUCGAACCGCUCUGUCUCUCCUCAGGGGCCGGGGUCGUGGACUUCGCCCAACCACAGCAGUCAGCAACACAACAAUAUGCGCGCCCAAGAUCAGGCUCGUGCGCAUCCAGGCGAUCACAGUUUAGGUCUGAGCCACUUGUCCCACUUAUACAGCAGCAGCACCCCUCGUCGAGUCUCAGUGGCAUCUCAAGCGUAUGCCCCUGCGUCGCCGCAGCUCAUGCACACCAACACCAGCAACAGCAACACCAUCAACACUAUCACAACCAACACAGUGGGUCUAUCGGUGGAUCUCAGCAGCUCUAUGGAGUUGGAACAGGAGGAGGAUUUGGAGGAGGAGGAGGAAUUAGUCGAGGAGGAAGCGGAUUCGGACUUGACAGCAUCUACAACCAAUCGGGAGAGUAUGGUAUCAGCGGCGCCGGGCCCUGCCCUUCAUCAGCAGCUUCGGUCACAGGAGUGCCAAUCGCAAACUGUCACCCCAGUCCAUUAUAGCAGUACCAAUUAUUCGAUGUCUAAACAGUGUUUGCUUAAUAAUAAUAACUCAACCGAAACUGAAACAGAUAAUAUCAUAUACACAGACAUAAACGACAUUGGACAUUACAAAUAUCCAGACUUUAUAAGUAUUACCCCCAAACCUGAAAAUAAGAUAUCCAAUUCCGAAAAUUUAAAUCUGAAUGAUCGUAACGACAUUUAUGCGACUGUUAAUCGCAAAACUAAAUCCAAAUCACGAGAGAAACACUUCAGUGAUGAGUUUAUUGAUGAAUCUAUAUUGCAGUACACACGUGCCAAACAAAUGGGCAUAACCGAUAUGAAAGAGCAAAACGGGCAUUUCGAACCUGAACGUGGGUUUUCGAGUCUUAAUUAUCAAUAUCACAAUGAUUUGAAUCAUCCGUCUGACUCGUCUUCGUCAUAUUUCGGAACUGGGUUCGGUACUAAACGCUAUGCGACCGCAGAGCGUGUUAAACUAACUCAUUCCGAAAAUUAUCUCACACCGUCAAUGGACUCACAGAGCUCUAUGUCGGGCAUAGGAGGUGCAACGGCACGACGCCAUACGCACUCGCUGCCUCGCAAUUCCGAACUGUCCGGUGUAGAUUCUGUGGAUUCCUAUGAUAGUCACUAUAUUACUCAUCACGCUCACUCGAUUGGUAAUUUGCGCCCAAACACAAACAUAACAAACAGUUAUUUAUUAUUCAAUGAUAGCAAGCCGGUAAGCUCCGCUGAGGAACGCAGCCCCGUCGGUUCACCUUUGAAUCGUUUUAAGACUUCGUCGGAAAAACUUGAAUUUGAAAUAUCUUCCGGCAACUUGUACUCUACUAGUCAGUACAAUAAAGAGGCGUAUGAAGGGGAGAACAUUUACGACCAAGUUGAGAAGGAGUCCUGGUUGAAGAGUAGUUCUUGCAAAGAUCUGUAUGAUUUCUCUUCGUUUUAUGAAAGCGAAAAGUCCAAGCCAAUGACUGCUUUCGACAAGGAGUUCCUCUCGUUUAAUCGUAUUGACUCUCCCGUUACCCGUUACGAUGAUUCGAGACAUUCAAUGUAUUUUACUAAAAACCAUUCAAUUGAUGCCACUCAAGACUUUUCCCCAUUGCCCAAUUCAAAAGUUUAUUCCUCAAGUUACCCUGGCAGUACGUAUAACACCCAUGAACACCAAAACAAGCGUGCUUACGGGCAUCAGAUUGACUACGCUGGUUCCCAAGAUGAUAUUUCGCAGGAUAGUUAUGAGUUGCUUGAAAAGUAUGACAUUGACUUUUUCAGUGGUCGUCGACGAUCAGAUGACCAUAUGCGCUCGUGUUCGCUCGACUCGGGUAACUACAUUCCGAGUGAUGAUGAAUCUGUUUCUGAGCAGCAUAAAUAUCGUUCGGCAAUGGAUGUCAAAUGCAAGUCGGCCGUUGAUAUAAUGAAUGAAAUUUGGGAUUCGGAAGAUCCGCGCUACUUACCACGUGAGAAGUUAUGCGUGAAGUCGGAAGGCAGUUUUUACAAAAAGGUCAAAGAGGCACUUUCUCGCACUUCUAGUCAAGAGAGUCGUAGUGAAGUCUUUGAGACGAAAAUGUCGCGUAGCUCAGAUUCUAGCAAAAAAUCGCGUGACAGUUUGUAUCACACUGACAGCAAAAAGUCCCGGGAAACAACCAAGAGUAAGACAUCAGUGGCAUCUAGUCAAGACUCAAAAGAGUCACUAAUAGGUGACUGUUUCGGGCGCAACUAUGAGAUGCCAACCACCACGGGAAAGAAGCUAAAGCAUUUAAACAAAAAGGAUCAAUAUGAAAAAUAUCAGCAAUCCAGUCAAGAGUCAAAGAGUGAUUACUAUGAUGCCGUGGAGGGUGUUGAAACUGAUAGCUUGUGCGGUCGGCCGAAAGUAAAAAGCCACGAUUGUUUAUUGUCCGACACACACAGCUCGACAGCAAAUAGCUCGUUCUACGACAGUCGCGACACUUAUUCAACAUUUCCGAGCAACAAGUCACACAAAACAUCAAAAGUACACUCGAUAAGUCUUCAAAAUGUGGAAAUUGAGCGUAAUACUAAAUCUUUCGGAAGCAAAUCUCCAGAUGGAGCUUCGACACCGGCAUCAGGUAAGAAAUGCAAAGAAAAAGAAAUUCAAACUAACGACUCUAUUGAUCAAACGGCGCCAAUUAAAAAAGUGGACUCGCAGUCGUCAAAAAUUUCUGUGUUCAGACGACGUUCAGACAGUGAGAAUAUUUUCAGUUUCGACCAGGAUCGCAUUGAGUGCAUUCAGAAUUAUACCAAACAGUGGGAAGUACAAGGCAAAGAAGAGAAAACCAAACAAAGCCCAGAGUACCCCUUAACACCGGAACUAGUUUCCGAAUUUGAAAAACAGCAGGCUCGUGCUGCAAAGCAAAAGGUGACUCGUAAGGAAGAGUUGAUGGCUAAAACCCAUUUCGAAGAGUAUAAUCCGAUUAUGGCUCCCCUCAACUAUUCACAUGCUACCGUUGAGCGAACUAAAAGUGAUCCGAAUUCAUUAGCGAACCGCGCGCGUCUUGGCAGCAACUCUCGUCGGCAUGUGUUGAUGCAUCAGAAAUCCAUAGACUUAACUCCAGCCGAUUCUAGUGAUGAAGAUUAUAUCUACAAGCAAAUACCGAGCGCUCCGCCGCUUUGCAAGGCACAUGGUAAUUUUGAGAUUCCAAAGUGUUUUGAUGUGCCCCCAGUUCUGACUGAUAUUCCAAAAACCGGUUUUGAGUUGCCAAAGAGCUUCUUCAGAGAGUACGAUAGACGUUUUCCAAAAGUUUUGAAAGAUGAAAUACCAUACGUACUGCACAAGCGUCAUAUAAUGAACGGCACCGCACCUACACUAGGAGAAAAGAAACACAUUAAACCAAAAUCGCCGAAAUCGCCAAAGUCUCCGAAAUCACCAAAAUCUCCGAAAUCACCAAAGGCGGAAGCCAUAAAAGCCGCUACUUCAGCUAGUCAGGUCGCCGAUUUUCUACCAGACAUAUUGGACAGCUUGUUGCCAGCUGAAACCAAGGAAUUUCUAUUUACUCAAAAUAUUGAUCUCUCUAAAGUUGAUCCUAUAACUUUGGAAGUUAAUAAGUCCAUACCGACAAUUGAGUUAUCUUCACCUAAGCGGGAUAUUACUAAACAAAUGGAUCCGUCUUUGUUGGAGAAAUUAAAUAAAAAACUUAGUCAAAUAGAAAGUGAUUCCGCAACAUCUUCGCGGACAGAAAGUAUACAACAACAAAAGAAUAAACUUGAGCAAAAGCAAAUAGAACUUAUACAAAAUCUCCGCAAAGAACUGCAAGCCAAUACCAGAAAAGUGAUAAAGCCACGUAUAAUACCAAAAACAAAAAUUUCAAAUAAACCCAAGAAAGCUAAAACUCGCAUUACAUCAUUUUCCUCCGACGAUGAAAGUUUGGACUCAGACGAUGUUUUUGGUUCGGCUGAAGCCAUACCUGCGCGACUGGAGUUUUCACCUCCUCAAUCACGUAAAGAAAUAGAACCAAUACUGCGAAUUGAGCAGAGCCGUUUAAUAUCGGCUGCUUGGGGCCGUGGACAGACUAUGAGUUCAACAGAAAUUGAAGGUUCACCGCCACAAUGUCGUCGGCUUGCUGAACUGGAAAGCCGUUACCACACACAAAAACUAGAUCCGCAAUAUGCUAAUACUACGGAGUUGAGACGUAUUUCUGAGAGAUCGAUUUCCAUUCCGUCCUCAGAAGAUGAGCCAUUGCACAUUCCACCCAGACGUAUGGAUGAGUGCACUAACGAUUAUCAACGCAACGAAAAUAUUCCGUCACCAAUAUUAGAACACGCCGAGUUUUUCCGCAGCAAUGAUGAUAUUUACGAAACUUGUCAAGAGGAAAAAAUUAUGGAAUCCGAUAUUGAUUAUACUCUUAAGAAGAAAUCAUCACCACGUACGGAGAUUCCAAAAUCGAAAGCCAAAUUUAUUGAAGAAAUCAUAGAUUCUUCAAUAGUGAUGCGAUCUAAAGGUCAUGCACCGAUACUCUUUGCACAUGCUCGUCUCAAUUUGUCCGAAGGUUCAGUAUCACUCCAACGACAAAAAGCUACUCAAGAGUCUCCAACCACCGAGAGACGUACUAAGAGCCUGGAUACCCCAGUCAUAUCACUACACCGGCUUCCACCUAUGAAUGCAUUUUCAUCGAAAGAUGAUACAGUUGGUUUUGAAGAGGAAGCCGAAAUAUUGGAAGAAAAAUCACUGGAACGAGGAACCCGUAUUCCACAAGAUGAUGAUACUGCUGACAGCAUACACUCCUGCGCUGGAUCUAUACCGACACAGACGAGUUAUCACACUGCACGAAAAGAUUCUUUACUGAAUACAGUGGCCAUUGAUGAGGAAGAGAUGCAAUUAUUGAAUCAGCUUAAGUUUAUAGAGAAAAUUGCACUGCAAGGUGUCAAAAUAAAAGCAAAGAAAAAGUCGAAGAUGAGACUUAGGAGUGGGGAUCAUCUAAUUUUGGAUAUACCUAAGUAUCGUUUUACUGACUGGUCGCCCUAUAGCUCAGCAAAUAGUUCUCGAAAAACAUCACCGGGAGUUUCGCGAACUAGUAGUAUUGAAAGUACUGGCAAAGGUAAGUUUAAAAUGGGGCCAAAGUCUCCAGAGAGUACCAAAUUAAAGGCAGGCACAUCACGAAGUCGUCCAGAAUCUCGACGUACCAGUGUGGAUGAUAUUAAGACAAAAGACAGUAAAGGAAAGAAAUCGAGCCCAAAAGAGCGUCCUCGUUCUAUUGAAGCUCGUCGUCUGAGCAAAGAUAAAAGCAAGUCUCAAGAGGAAACAGAAGCAGAUAUUGCUAAAAGAAAAGAACGACAACAAAAAUUAUAUGAGUCCGCUAUGAAACAGACUAUUACCAUGCUUAGCCCUGUUAAAGAUUCACUGCCGCCAUUCCCAGCUCCUGAAGAUAAAAUCUCAGUGAAAACGGAUGGAGAUAAAAUUAUAAUAGAAACAGAGUUCAAGAGCAAAGCUGAAGAUCAUGUUUUAAUAGCAAAAUCUCCACGAAAGUUGGACACUUCAUUAGUCAAAUUUAGUCGCAGUUUCGAUGAAGGUCGUAGCCCAGAUAAGUUAGACAAAGCGAAUCGUAGCUUCGAAGAUCGAAAUAAAUCUUUUGAGGAAUCAGAAAAAUCAGACGUACCGGAUGACAUGGUUAUUAAGUCUCCUAAGAAAAUCGCCAAAAGCCAAGAGAUUAAACAAAAGAUUGAAGGAAGUGUUGUACAUAAAAAAAUUGAUGGUAAAUCUAGUAGUUUGGAGAAACCAGCUGAACAUCAUUAUUUGGGUACUGAUAUAAAGGCAAAAAGCCUUGAUGAUAAAAAACCUUCGCCAACUUCGGAGCCAAAGAAAGUCGACGAAAAAUCGACCAUACGAAGUGCUAUUGGUGAUCGACGUAUGUUCGCACAUCAAUACAAUGUUCAUGAAGAUAUAGAUAUGCAGGCGGUUAUUUCGGAAAGACGAUCAUUGGAAAUACUAAAGCGAUCCUUGCCAUCCGAAGAUACAAAAGAGAGUGAUGGCACCUACAGCCGUAAACCAUCCACGGCAGAGAGCUUGGAUUCGUUUGUGUCAGCAGAUGAUAGCCAUUCACCAGCGAGUAAAUCUCCAAUUCCACCAGAAGUAUAUCCACAUCGUGUACCAACGAUUGAAUGCGAAGAGCCAUCUAUUGAGGAAGACGAUAACUCGGGAGAAUGUCGUCAUUUAAAAGUGUCUCGUCAAGAUACUAAUCGGUUAAGUUUGGAUCGUAGUCGUAGCGAUGAGACAGGCUCUUGGAUAACUGUUGAAUGUGAUGAAUUCGUGGGUUCUGAUACUUCUGAUAAUGAACCCCGAACUUUGGAGCCAGAUCGUAACAUAUUAGAGACGCAAGCAACUUUGGAAGAUGCUAUUCCGUUAGAAUACUCCAAUUGCGCUACGCCUACAUCCGACUUGAAUAUUUUAGUAACACCGCCUAACACGAGUCCAAUGAUUGAGAAAUCGGUUUUAGAAACAUUUGAAAAACAAGCUGAAACAUCCGAAACUAAGAAGAAACAUAGCUUGGAGAAACAAAGCGAUAAAUCUAAAAGUUCUGACUCAUGGACCAGUGGGGAAAAGGAUGUUAGUCCUCAUCGGGGAGAACAUCUUCAAGAUUGGAGUUUAUCUGUAAGUGGUGGUAAGGAGAAGAGUUCUAUGGACGAAGAGUCUAGCGUAAGCUGCUCCAUUGCAAGACCGUUGGGAAUUUCCCAAGAUUUCGGAGACAUUGAGGAGAAAAAAUGUCAAGAACUUAAACAAAGAAUGUUAAAAUUAGAGGUUGGUAAUGAAGGAGAUGUAGGAGAAUCAGCUAAGCUGACAAAAACUAGCCCUACUGCUUCGAAUGAAGCCACACCAACAAAUGAGACAAAAGUCAUUAUAAAGAAACCAACAACUCCAACUUUGGAGAAACAAAGCCCCAUAGAUUUAGGCAUUAGCACCGAAAGUUUUUUGGAUCCAAUUGAUGAAAAACUAACAAAGCUUCUACAGCGAAAUGAGGAUAGUGAAUCUAGUUCUGGUGCUUCAAAAAAACCACCAAAAAUUGAAAAACCUGCACGUACUAGCGUCGGUAAAAAACUGGCCGUAGUCAAAACUGAUGGUGGAGAUAAGACUGGAAAAUCUGGAAGUAGCUCACAAGAAUCAAAGUCAAGUUUUGAUUCGAAAGGAUCAUUAAGUGUGGAAUCGCGGGGAUCAUUUGAAACCGAAAGCAGCUCUGGUUCAAUGGGAGCGGCACAUCGGAGAGGAGAAUUAGUACAGAAGGAGCAACAGUCAACAUGGAAGCCAUUCCCAAUAGAAAGCUCUGGCAGCUCUAGUACAGAUGAUCCUUGGCACCACAUUGAAACUGAUGGCUAUGAGAGGUACGAUGCCAACAAUCCAUUACGCGAUUCCUCUGAUAGUGAUUUAAAAGAGGUAUCACCAGAUGACCAAAAAGAAAGUGACACAAGCUUUCAAGAUGAAUUAAAUGAUUUCCCAACUACAUUUGGUUAUCCGGCGAUGACAAGCUCAUUGGGUGGUAUUGGAGUAAAUCCAACGGAUAUAAUUGGUUAUACCACCGGUUUUACUUUGGGAAGAACCUUAUCGCGAAUAUCAGAACGUAGUACAGCCUCGGAAAAAUCUAGUAUGGAAGACGAUGUUAGUAAGGCAUCUACUCAUUCAGUAAGCAUGCGCGACGAAUCUGUUGGUUCCACAGAUCACCAACCAAGUUUAAGUUCAGAUUCUCGCAGCAAUACGAAUUUGGCUUAUAUAUCAGAUGCCGAUCGACGUACGUCGGCCGAAAUGCCAGAAAUUCCUUGUGACUCUGCAACUGGCGAUCGACUUUCAAGCAUCGGUAGCUUUAAUGAACCGAAGUCUCCGAUUGUUGUGACCGGACGCUUUUCUGUCACUCAAGUCGAAGAACAACAAGGCGAUGAUGUAGACAGACACACACUUAUGUGUCUUUCAAAUGCAGGAAGUCAAGAUUCAGAAGACUGGCCACUUCCCGAAAUACCUUUCGAUCAUGUACCAGUAAAACCAGUGGAGUCCAUUUAUCAAAUGCCCGAUUUGGAUAAACCUGUACCGAAAACAUUUUGUUGGAAAGCUAGUAAAUCGUUCCAAUCACAAGAUUCGCAAGAGUGGCCUUCUCCACCUGCUAGUGCUAUGGAACCUCCACUAAUAAUUGAAGAUAUAGAAACCUAUUAUGCCACGGAGGCACAAAGUGCUGAUCAAGUUAUGAUUGAGUCUUUCACAGCAACUGAUAGAACAGACGACGAUAUACAAUCACAAGCCGACGAUAGGCUCUCUAAUGAAGAUUUUCCUAUUACUCCACCAGAUGUAGCGAAAGUAUUACCUUACGAGGAUACGGCAUAUUUAAUGUCCGCAGCAUUUGAAGAUAAAGAUUUCGGUAAUGAGGAUACCCAACACGAUACACCAACAUGUUUAAGUUCAACCUUAAGUGCGGCUUCAUGCCUCUCGUCUUCAUUUAAUGUGACUUGCUCAUCAUCGCAAAAAUCAACUCAAAUCUCCCCUAUUCGGAAAGAUUCCAGUCCCGACUCGGUAAUUAUAUCCCAACCAACACGUUCUCCAACCAUGCGUAGUCCAAUUUCUGAAGAUGAGGUUUUAUCAAGUGAUGAUGUGUUUAUGCCUGGCACCGUAAAAAUUCAAUUACCAUCAGACGAAAAUCGAACCACAGAGUAUUUGCGAAAGUUGUCCCGGGGUUCAAAUAAUUCUGAUACCUCCAUCGAUGAUAUUCUAUCAACAUCUGGAACAUUUAUGGAGGAUCAGACCACGGUACGGCGUAAUUAUGAAUCACGUCUUAGUACUGGUUCUUAUAAGAAGUGUAGCCAUUCUAGUCAUUCCGAAGAAGAGACAAGUUCUAUUGGAACGGAUUUGGAUGGCACUGUGCGGAUGGGUUUACAACAAAAGAAAUGUACACAUAGCUCCCAUUCGGAGGAUACGUCGAUUGGAUUGAGUAUUUCUGAAUGGUCAACGGGCACCAACACAGUCCGCCAAUAUGCUAAUCUCUCCGGAUCAGAUAGUCUGUCGGCAGUGUCAACCCAAUCAUGUGCCAAAAGUGAGAAGUCGAAUCAUACGAAGUCUAGCAUGAGCUCAAUAAACAAAUCGGCCGAAAGCUUGAAUGAACAAAGUGGAAGCUUUUCAAAAGGACUUUCUGGUGACAAUGGUUCAUCAGACGGUAUGCGCUAUGAUAUAUUGUCAAACUCUGAAACAGAAAAAAUGUCUGAAGCCACUUCGGCGACAAAAAGUGACGACACUACACUGACGCUAACUGAAAUGGCACAAACAAUGACUGAGUGGUCCACGUCAAGCAGCCGCACUUUGGUGGCUCAGACUGGAGAAAGCCCACAAGAUCCCAGAGGUGGUAGAAGAAGCAGCUACAUAGAUUAUGUACCACUGAAACAAUCACGGGGAAUUUCGAAAAAGUCUCCCAGUGAAGAGUUGCGCACUGCUAUUCCGCAAGUACAUCGAAGGAGUGCGAGUAAUGGUAAUAAUGGCCGUACGACUUCAGAUGAAACAGGACAAAAAGGUUCCACACCAAAAUUAGGUGACUACGGACGUCAGAAUUCAUUAUCUCGAUUAGUCAAAUUGGAAGAAAAAGAAGUUGCUUCAGAACACACGAGUGCCGCGCGAAAACGCCGUUCACUGGAAAUGAUGUCGAAACUAUACCAAAGUCAGGAUAUUUCAUCAGAAAGUGAAGCUCCAUUCGUAGAGCGUUUAUAUUCCCCUAGUGAGAAGCUAACAGAGCGUUAUCAAAGUCAAGAAUUCGUUCCGUUGCAUGGAUCCGCGGCUCAAAGUCAGCAAGCAAAUACUUCAAUAACACAAAAGUCUAAAGCACCCCCGCCACCGGUGAAGCCUAGAGCCCCUCAGCCCCCGACAAAGCCAAAGCCUCAAGUGACACGACCAUUAAUGCAAGCUUUGUUAAAGCAUAUGAAAGCUAUUAGUAAAGCCGAGGAAAUUUCCGCCUCAGCUUCCAUAUCUGAGGCACCGACAUCGUCGCAAGCAAGUGCUUCCAAAAAAGCUCCAGCGCCACCUAUACCCAAUAUACCACCCAUUACGUCACCAAAUGACUUACCACGCACUCACUCCGUAGGUCAACUGCCCGACAAGCCACUGGCAAAACAUCAUAGCUAUGACGAUAAAACGAUGUCGAAAUCUCAAAUACGAGAAUACAAAACGAACAAACUUCGUCAAUCGAACUCUUUUCAUGAGCACAUGUUGUCGAAGUCACAGCAAUCUUCGCAAGAGUCAAUGCCACCGCGCAUUGACGAAGAGUCGUCGCUGGGCGGAGAGGGUAACGGCGUCUCGUCAGCCACCACAACAGCUACCAAUUACAGUGAAACUACCACAAGCACAGAAACGUCGUCGCCUAUGUUACCACAGCGGGCGGAAAAGCUCGUUAAAUGUUCACCAUAUUAUUCGAGUAGUUUGAGCUCGGAAUCGCCACCAAAUCAAUUGAUGCAAAAACCACCACGAAAAAGUUCAAUUACACGAACUACCAUGAUUAAAAGUCCACCAAGCGGCAAUGACACUGAUAGUUCUAUGGACAUACGCACACAAGAUCCCAAAUUGCGUAAUAAAGGAUAUCGUCGGAAACGUCAAAUACCGACCAAACGAAUGCGUUCAACGGAACGCGCUUUAAUGGAGCAAGAAAGCUCGGAAUGUUCAGAAGGUUAUUUACCAGAAAUCGACUCUGGAAGUUCAGAUCCCUCAUAUCGACCAGAAGAUCAGUAUUUGGAAUUCGACGAAGAAUUAGAACACGAACAAGAGACCGAUGAGUACGAUGAUUAUCCCCAAUAUUCUGGUGCUGCAUACGCAACGUCAGGCAAGUUUGAAAGUUUGGACAUGACGGACAAUGUAGAUGAAAUGGGCUUUCCACGAUACGACCGCUUAAGUCACAUCACCAAUCCAAUGUAUCACACACAAUUAAUGCAACCAAUGACAUGUCAGAAUACGGCUACGAAACCCGCACCAGCCAAUCACCCAAUGCCGCCGCCAAAUGGCCAACCAGUGAAACCAGCUCGUACUAAAAAACGCCAGCUAAAACGUGAAGAAUCAAUCACAAGUGAAGCUACUGCAGAAAGGUCUGAAGUAACACUUCAUCCGGAGCAAACUCACAUGCGACCUUUUCUCACGCCCGAGAACAGCGAAGUGGAGAGCAAAGAUGGUCUCUCAGAUGACUUGGCCAAUUCCAGUGAGGAAAGCAGUGGUUUUGCGCAGGCAACUGGUACGAUAAGACGAACCACUGAUGGUAUAUACACACAAUACGGCGGCGAUAUCGAGUUGCCGUACCCGGACUUUCUCUCAGACUAUGAAAAUGAACCGAUAGAGUAUGAACGAUAUGCAUGUGGACUGGAUAUACGUGUUGAUCCACCACCCAAGUUUGACGAUUCUGAUAAUUUAAGCGAUCACUAAUGGAAUAUAACUACGGAAGGAAAUUCUUAUGAGCUCCAAAGGAACUGAGGACAUAUUAAACAGCAUGGCUCUCGUGUUAACGUGCUCGUAUGUAGUUGAAAUAGAUAUGUAUGUAGAAGACAUAGUAAUCAAAAGUUAUUGGUAGUAAAUGUAAAGUGCAACGCAUACUUCCUUGUGUUAGCGCGUUUCAAGUUUAGCAAAUUGCAACAACUAUAAAUGUCGAUCCUGAACUUGUUUAUAAAAUAUUAACUAAUACUCUCCGAAUCAUCUUAUAUUCAAUUGAGACUGAUUUAUGGUGUGAACUGCUGCAACCAUUUUGCUUUCGACAAAUCCCCAUAAAGUUUAUAAAUAUUAAAACGAAAUAAUUUUAAAUAACUAACUAGCGAAAAUGAAAAGAAAAAUUUUAAUCAAGUCCUCAUUUGCCUGAUUUUAAAAUGACUAAACUUUUUUAACAACAACAGUAGAAAUUUUUGGGAAAACGCGAGUAGCCUAUAAGAUGAAAAUUAAAUAAAUAUGAACACACACAAAAAUCAUCAACAUCUGUUGUAAGUUAAGGGUUGAGAUUAUCUAAUAGCUUGGUAAAAGCAACAAAUAUAAUCGUAUUGAAAAUGUUACAUUUUAAUGCACUGUUUACUCAUCGAAUAAUUCUGAAUCAAAGCAGAAAUAUUGAAAACAUUUAAGAUAGCUAAAUGAAUAUAAAGUAACUUAUUUACACACGCACACACACACACACACACACAUACACACACACAAAUUUGCUAAUAAUAUGUAUAUUCGAU
Molecule: messenger RNA, 15242 nt
Organism: Zeugodacus cucurbitae (melon fly)
Lineage: Eukaryota; Metazoa; Arthropoda; Insecta; Diptera; Tephritidae
Gene: Cdep
Product: FERM, ARHGEF and pleckstrin domain-containing protein 2
Exons: 11
Coding region: 1612-14463 (4283 amino acids)
Cellular component (GO): cytoskeleton
Molecular function (GO): cytoskeletal protein binding; guanyl-nucleotide exchange factor activity
Source: RefSeq, a predicted model, not a curated record